AGUCUCUCAAGCCCUACUGCCCUGACUGUGGCAGAAGAAAUAAACUGGCUUAUUCUAUCCUGAUCCUGAGCCAUGAAUAAGACACACCUGGUUCUUCCAGCCUCCAACCUCGAUUGCAGUCCAACCGCCACCUGGAGAAACACUCAGAACAAGUGGGGCUGGGGCAGCUUUAUGGUGUCGGCCUGUCUCCCUCCUUACCCCACUACACUGUGGAGGGGACAGAACCAGGGUCCUCAGGACCCGCUCCUGGACGGCUCCAGGGGUGUCAGGGAAGUGCUGCACAUGCCCUCGCUGGCCCUGGCUCCUCCUGGUCCCACCUGUGAACACUCCACACAUGCAUUUUGUUCAAUGCCUGUCCCACAGCCAUCCCUCCCCCACAUGGGGUCCUAUGCCAAUAAGCCUUUCCCUCAGAUACCCAAAGCCCCAAGAAUGAUGGCGUCCCUUGGGCCAGGUACAGGCAUCUGGAGGAGAGAGUCAGAGAACAGAAACCUCCUGGCUUCCAGACAAUUCCCCUCCAGGCUUUGGGCCUGGAAUUGAGGAGAAAGUGAGCUAAGUGGGGGUGGGGCCAGGCUAAGUUGCUCUGGUCUGGGCUGAUCCCUCCCCAGCUGGGGGCGGGACCCCAGAAGGAGGGAGAGGGCUGAGCCAUUGGAGAGGACCAGACACUGGAAAAGCGACAUGGCAGGAGCCAGUCUUGGGGCCCGCUUGUACCGGCAGAUCAAAAGACAUCCGGGGCUCAUCCCGAUGAUCGGCUUCAUCUGCCUGGGCAUGGGCAGCGCUGGGCUCUACUUGCUUCGACUUGCCCUGAAAAGCCCCGAUGUCUGCUGGGACAGAAAGAACAACCCGGAGCCCUGGAACCGUCUGAGCCCCAAUGACCAAUACAAGUUCUUCGCAGUUACCACUGACUAUAAGAACCUGAAGAAGGACCGGCCAGACUUCUAAGCCAGGCUGGGCAGCCAGUGCCAUGCAAACCACGGACAGCUAGCCCACCCACUUCUAUUCCUCCCCCAGACCCCUCCCAACAAACAUCAAGGCGUCGGUCCGGCCACCCUGUCCUGUCCGGCUCCUGGUUACACAGGCCGGGUUCCCACGAAGAGGGGAGGCUGCUCCACCCCUACUCUCCUCCCCGACUCCCAGCAGCCGGAAGCACCUCUGACCCUCCGCUUUAGUCCCACAUGGGGGAGGGGGACGAAGGCAGCGCCAGGAGGGGUCGACGAAAAAAACCCAAGCCAGCCCCUCUGCGGUCCUAUGGGGCCUCGAAGGGUGUGGCACAGGCUACGUGUUGAGCGUGGUCUACGUGAGCCAACAACAAGCAGGGGCCUCUGAGUGCCAAGCGACGUGGCGAGGUCCGCGUUAGCUCAGGCUCUGGGAGCCAGCCCAGGGGCGGCGCUGCCCAGCUUGGGCUGGUCCAGGGCCUGCCCAGGCUGAGGCACCUUUGUCUCCUGAGGCAAAGCACACUCCUCCCCUGCCCAAGCCUCCCACCAACAUAUAGUACCCCCUCUAGCCCCACACCUGGGCCUCCCCCUGCCGUUCCCCUCCCUUGCUCCCUUCUGUCCCCAGGGAUCAAACAGAAGCAGCCGUGGGCAAAAUACAAUUUCAUUUAACAAAUUGAA
Molecule: messenger RNA, 1610 nt
Organism: Callithrix jacchus (white-tufted-ear marmoset)
Lineage: Eukaryota; Metazoa; Chordata; Mammalia; Primates; Cebidae
Gene: COXFA4L2
Product: cytochrome c oxidase hypoxia associated subunit FA4L2
Cellular component (GO): respiratory chain complex IV
Source: RefSeq, a predicted model, not a curated record